AUGAGGAUCCUCAAUCUCCUUUACGUGCUUGUCACAAUCAAACUUGGCUCCUGCGGCUACGAUAAAAGGUUUCACCCAGAAACCGAAGAGAUUUCCGAUAUUAUUCCAAUAGGAGGUAUAAAUGAUGAAGAUCAGAUUGAGGAUACCGAUAAUGAAUCCACAGAUUAUAGUGAAGAAGAAAUGAGCAGUGCUGGCGAAAGUGAUGAUUUGGUUGUACUAGAUUUUGGUAUAACGAUAGACCUUCAAAAUCCAAAUUUAGGCCAAGUAAUCGUAGAAAAUAGAGGAAAUAUCAAUGGAUUCUGCAAGUUUUACAGCUUUGGAAAUAAUUUUGUCAGUAAAGUCACAUACGGCAAUGAAGUUAUUUGGAGUUCGGACGAAGUCCAAUGCAGGCAUGUAGAGCUCUACACAAGAGAAAACAGACUAUUAGUGAGUAUUUGGGUGAACGAUUACAGUCCUUUAGACUGUGGUUAUUUUGAAAAGACUGCCUAUGGUGAAUGGAGAUCAAUCCACUUCACCGAGUUUGACACGACCCUGCGUGAUAUGAUGAAUGAAACUCCGAAAAGUAUAAAUCAACCAGUCGCAGGCGAUAAUGGAAAAGUCAUGUAG
This is a messenger RNA of Theileria equi strain WA, 606 nucleotides long. RefSeq lists its product as hypothetical. The transcript has a single exon. The record is from RefSeq and is a predicted model, not a curated record. NCBI's taxonomy places the organism in Eukaryota, Apicomplexa, Aconoidasida, Piroplasmida, Theileriidae. Bases 1 to 606 code for a protein of 201 amino acids.